ACUCGCCCUGCCCAAACAAUACAGAAGAAGCAGGACAGGUCGCAGGAAACACAGUAUUUUAUAACACACAGGUUUUAUUUUUGUUUAUCAAUACAAAUACCUUAUUUUUUGUUGGGUUUUUUUGCAGUGUUUCUAAAAAAAAUAAGCGACGUCGAGGCAAGUAUUUUCAACCCUCGCUGAGAUGAAGUGGUAGUAACGAAAGCCUUGUUAGCUACCGUUAGCAAGGUGUCAGAUGCUAGCUGGGUUAGCUAUUGUGCGCUAUGUGAUAAACCUGCAGCUACCGGGAAAAGUUGUUUUAGAGAAGCCCUUUUUGGGGUCGAGUGGCGUUAUACCGAUCGGCUGCUGAACGCUUUUGUGUUUUACCUGUGAGUCGACGAGGCAACCAGCCGGUAAAGUCCGAUGUGUUUAUCCGUUAGCAACCUUGCGUGGUUGAAAUCCAAGAUAGCACGACGACGUUAAAUAGCCUAGCUGCUACAUAAACGACAACAUCCACCAAACUGGACAAAACUUUGGAUUUAGUCGGUUUUAAAUCGGGCUCGGCGGGUUCGCUGACCCCCCAGAAGAAGAUGAAGAAGAGGAAGGAGUUAAAUGCUCUGAUCGGACUCGGGGACAGCAAGAGAAAGAAGACCAAGAAGGGAUCCGGUCACCGACUUCUCCGAACCGAGCCGCCGGACUCAGAGUCCGAUUCGAGCUCGGACGACGACGAGUUCAACAACCUGAGCAGCGGAGCCAACUUUGGGAAAAGAAGCUACACGCAGUGCUGCAACGUGUGCUACCCCUUGUUUCUGUUCAUCAUACUGGCUGCCUGCGUUAUGGCCUGUGCUGGACUCAUAUGGAUGCAGAUCGCUCUGAAAGAAGAUCUAGAUGCAAUGAAAGAAAAGCUGCACAGCAUGGAAUCCAGCCAGAAGGUGUCGUCAAGUGAAAUACCGAAACUAAGUGAGGACCUGAAAAACAAGGAGAGAAAACUUGAUGACAUUGAAAAUGGGGACAAGGGGUUGAGCAAGCUCUGGUCUAACUUAACAGAAAUGAACAGAAAGAUCAGUUUGCUGGAUUCUGCUGUAAACCAUUUGAAGGCCAACUUGAAAUCAGCCGCUGAUUUAAUCAGCCUUCCCACCACAGUUGAAGAGCUUCAAAAGAGUGUUGCUACAAUUGGCAGCACACUAACGAGUGUGCAGCACGAUGUGAAGACUAUCCAGGCUGCUCUUGAAAAUCAGAAGAAGGAUGACGACUUGAAGCAGACAAUGGACAUAACAGACCUGAGAAAAGCUGUGAGUGAGGCGAACAAGACAGAGGAGCUGCACCAUACACAGGCGGAUGAGCAGAUCCACAUCCUCCUCUCUACAGUUGCAGAUCUUCAACAGAGAGUGUCGUCAUUAGAGAACGGAUCAAAGCAAAGUUCCAAGGACAAUGACGCAGCAGCUCAACUGCCAACCACCAGUAAAAGUCCAGUAACUGAGGGGGUGAACGAAGCUACUACAACCAAAGCAACACCUGGGGAUACACUAGAGAUAUCCACACCACUGACAGAGCCUCAGACAAGCAGACGUCCACGCUUCUUAACUCCAAACCGCAUUAAGAGAAGUGCAUGGACAGGAUGCCCAAAGACUGUGAUCCUGCCUGGUGUCGGUUCUCUGAAAGACUUGGAAGACAUCUUCCAGCAGGCAGACAUUGGACGUAAUUCACUUGGAUUGACCUACCAUGGCCUGAGUAAAGUAUUUGGAACAUUCACUCCCAGUGCUCGUACCAUGGAGUGUUUUGACAAUGACAGGGACCAGAGGUACUCUCUGAUGGAGCUGAGAGCUGCUGUAGGUUUGUGAGCACAUUAUCACUGACAGCAGUGAACAGUAUUGAAUACCCAGCGGGGUCUGGGGGUUCGGAGAUCCCGACCCUUUUCAGUAAUUGCUGCACUUUUUGUGAACCGAAUAUUUAUCAUACUGAUUGUGGAACAGUGGCGCUGGCAUGCCCCCUACUCACUCCCCCCAUUCCCCUGCCCAUUUCAACACCUCUUUCACAAAACAUGAGCUUAAAUUUUAAAGUUAAUCUAUAUGAGUACCUGUAUGCAGAAUAUUCCGCUCUUAUUUUAGCGAAUUCCAUGGUUAAUGUGAAAUAAACCGUGGAAAUAGGUGUUGUGAAUUAUUUUGAAUCCUGUUUCCCACCUUCAAUUCUCUGACUUGCUGGUUUCCUGCACCUGUGUUUUUGUUUGGUUUAGUUUAUUUCCAACCAAUUUGUCUCCUCUUGAUGUAACUUUUUUUUGUGUAUUUAGCUUCUCCAGAGGCUGUAAUUGUUAGUCCAUUGCAGAUGUCCCCACCCAUUAACACAAACACCUGGUACAACUCAUCUGAACCUUAUUUAUAGGACCUGAGAUAGAAUGUUAUGAAUGUUUACAAAUGACUACUAGAAACAUUUUUUGUGAGUCUUUUGUUUUUAGAUGAAUUCCUAACUUAAGAGCAAACAAUGGGAGCAUUAGAGUGAGGACUUAAUGUAUGCUCUAAACAAGUUUCAGAUUUUUUUUUUCUGUUCUGUUUUCUUCCCCUCAUUUAUCUUCAGUUAGUUGCUACGUUUUGAUAGGAGUCGUGUGUUUCGUCCAUCUGUACAUUAAUCUGUAUUUUUGCGGUUUUCAGUUCUACAAGUUCCGAAGGGCUAUGAACACUUUGAAUCAUUCAGAAAGAAUUUUGAAGUGGUAACUCGUGAGGCAUAUGUAGCAAUAAGAAAAUGACAUAGAUAUUGCUUGGUAAAAGAUGCAGUAGACAGAAGGCACACCUAGCUCACAAUGUGUAACAGGUAGUAUAAGAAGCACUGACAUCACUCUUUACUUGAUUCAUUUUAUUCCAUUUUUAUGGGCCUAAUAACGGUGUAUUUACAUAACAGAUUUGUCAUACUCAAAUAUUGCUGUAUUAUGUAAAAAAAUGUAUUAAACAAAUGAUCUCGUGAAGGGUCGGGUUGGUAAAAUUUACUUUACGGUCUUACUCUCAACCUUGUACAUUUUUUAAAAAUCUGUUGUGCUUUGCAUGUUGCUUAUAAUGUAACAUGAACCGAUUAUUUAUAAACCUAACAUAGUCGACUACUUGGUUUUGCAAGACAAUUUGUUAGUGGAGCUCAAAAUGUAACAGCUUUGGCCAUCAUGACAUAGACUUUUGAUCCAUGCUGCUACUGUACAUGGGGGGAUUUUAUGAACGUGUUUUUGUGUGAGCACCAAUGAAUAAAACACACAAUGAAAACGGU
Molecule: messenger RNA, 3222 nt
Organism: Morone saxatilis (striped sea-bass)
Lineage: Eukaryota; Metazoa; Chordata; Actinopteri; Moronidae
Gene: efcab14
Product: EF-hand calcium binding domain 14
Exons: 9
Coding region: 567-1817 (416 amino acids)
Source: RefSeq, a predicted model, not a curated record